Molecule: messenger RNA, 393 nt
Organism: Peronospora farinosa
Lineage: Eukaryota; Oomycota; Peronosporomycetes; Peronosporales; Peronosporaceae
Source: the annotation of a GenBank genome assembly
AUGGUGGCUAGACAACGAAAGAAUCGAGCUACUGCAAGCAGCACGCAUGGCAAAGAGCAAGAAAAAGUACUUGAGACAACCUAUCCGUCUACCAGGAAGAGAGUUGCGAUGGCAGUCGAAGACACUGAAGAGCCGGGCCCUGAACCAACAGCUCAACAUGUUGCUUGUUUGGAGUUGAAAGUGCAAGAGCUGGGAGAUGAAAACAAGCGACUGAAGGAGCAAGUAAAGAAACUAGAGAUGCAACAACAUGACGAUGAGAUCAGCGAGGUGAAGACCAAGAUGAAACCCAAGAGAAAGUGGACCGCCAAGGUCCAAUCAAAAGACAAGCCCGUGUCAGUGGGUGUUGUAAUGCAUCGUAACUCACGCGGUAGGCGUCGUCAAGACGUAGUAUAG